AUGAGAAUCCGCGAAAAGCCUUGGCAAGCAGUCCUGCUGACAGCGGUCAACUGCUACAGCGUGAAGGCUGCUACUCGUGUGCAAGAUGCCUUUGCAGCCGCAAAGCUCCUGGCCCUCACCUUGAUCAUCAUCCUUGGCUUCGUGCAGCUCGGGAAGGGUGAUGUCCACAACCUCAGCCCUGAAUAUUCCUUUGAUGGCACCAACACAAAGGUCGGCAACAUUGUUCUGGCCUUGUACAGCGGCCUCUUUGCCUAUGGAGGAUGGAAUUACUUGAACUUUGUCACAGAAGAGAUGAUUAACCCUUAUAGAAACCUCCCUCUGGCCAUCAUCAUUUCGUUGCCCAUCGUCACCUUGGUCUACGUGCUGACCAACCUGGCUUACUUCACCACCUUGACCGUCAACGAGAUGCUGGUGUCAGAAGCCGUUGCCGUGGAUUUUGGAAAUUACCACCUGGGUGUCAUGUCUUGGAUUAUCCCCGUGUUUGUGGGCUUGUCCUGCUUUGGCUCCGUCAACGGUUCCCUUUUCACUUCGUCCCGGCUUUUCUUCGUAGGUGCUCGGGAAGGCCACCUGCCUUCUGUCCUGUCCAUGAUCCACCCCCGGCUACUCACCCCCGUGCCCUCCCUUGUCUUCACGUGCAUCAUGACUUUGCUCUACGCCUUCUCCAACGACAUCUUCUCCGUGAUCAACUUCUUCAGCUUCUUCAACUGGCUCUGUGUGGCCCUGGCCAUCAUCGGCAUGAUGUGGCUCCGUUACAAGAAACCGGAGCUGGAGAGGCCCAUCAAGGUUAAUAUCUUGUUGCCCGUUUUCUUCAUCCUUGCGUGCAACUUCCUCAUUGUUGUCUCCUUCUGGAUGACCCCGAAAGAGUGUGCCAUCGGCUUCGCCAUCAUCUUCAGCGGAGUCCCAGUUUACCUGAUCGGGGUCUGGUGGAAAAACAAACCUAAGUGGCUUCUGCAAAGCAUCUAUUCCACCACAGUCCUGUUCCAGAAGCUGAUGGAAGUGGUUCCUCAACAGUCUUAAGAAGGAGGCAAAUCCAUUGAUCUUUAGUUUAAGCCAACGCACAACAUUGUUUUUGAAACUUACGUAUGUCUGAUUCCUCCCUGGAAAAACGGAAACUGCAGAGACAGCCCAGAGACCUCUUGGGACCUCUGCCCACCUCUAAUCCUGCUGAGGCCUUCUCCAACUCAGAUCAUGGCAAUUGAGAAGGUGCUGGAGGAAAAGACGAUCCCAGGUGCAAAUUUUAAAAUUGGGAAGAGGAGGUCGCUUAGAAGAGAAGAGAGGCCUCCACCCAAAUCGAGAAAAUGUGGAAGCCCACAAGGACAUUUUGUUUACAUGCUCAACUAGGGACUUCAUUUAGUUUCUCCACCAGCUGUCCCAACGUUGGCAGAAAAAGAG
Messenger RNA from Protobothrops mucrosquamatus (brown spotted pit viper), 1392 nucleotides. RefSeq names its product solute carrier family 7 member 5 (gene SLC7A5). The record is from RefSeq and is a predicted model, not a curated record. NCBI's taxonomy places the organism in Eukaryota, Metazoa, Chordata, Lepidosauria, Squamata, Viperidae. The coding region runs from base 1 to 1017 and encodes 338 amino acids. Gene Ontology annotation, biological process: amino acid transmembrane transport; neutral amino acid transport. The transcript is spliced from 10 exons. Gene Ontology annotation, cellular component: membrane. Gene Ontology annotation, molecular function: neutral L-amino acid transmembrane transporter activity; L-amino acid transmembrane transporter activity.